This is a messenger RNA of Petromyzon marinus (sea lamprey), 1128 nucleotides long. RefSeq names its product retinol-binding protein 4. Gene Ontology annotation, molecular function: retinol transmembrane transporter activity; retinoid binding. The record is from RefSeq and is a predicted model, not a curated record. NCBI's taxonomy places the organism in Eukaryota, Metazoa, Chordata, Hyperoartia, Petromyzontiformes, Petromyzontidae.
ACGUGCGGCAUCGUUGCCACGUGCUGCGCAGGAGCCAAUGGUUGCGAUGACCUUGGGAAGUUAAGGCUGGAGGUCUCUGCCCAGAAGCCCCACAUUGCGUUAAUUUUUUUUCCGAUCGAGGGCGAGAGCAAGAGCCCAGGCAACUUUCGGGAAUGGCCUCGACUCCUCUCCUAGCCACGCUGUUGGCCCUCGCGUCUGCUCUGGGCUGCUGCUGGGCAGUCGACUGCCAAGUGGACAGCAUUCCUGUGAUGAAGGACUUUGAUAAAGCCAGGUUUGCAGGACAGUGGUUCGCCGUGGCCAAGAAGAACCCAGACGGCGUCUUCCUCCAGGACAACAUCCACGCCAAGUUCACCGUCAAGGAUGGGUGCAUGAUGGCCUCUGCCCGUGGGCGCGUCACCAUAUUUAGCCACUGGGUGAUAUGCGCCGACAUGGUGGGCACGUUCACCGACACCGACAACCCGGCCAAGUUGAAGCUCAAGUACUGGGGGCUUGCCAACUACCUCGCCACAGGACAAGACGACUUCUGGGUGGUGGACACGGACUACGACUCGUACGCCAUCAUGUACUCGUGCCGCGAGCGUGCGGACGACGGGACGUGCGCCAACAACUACUCCAUCGUGUUCCUGCGUCAGCUCAAGGGCAUGACCCCGAGCAUGCAGCGCAGCAUCCGCCUCAAGCAGGAGUCGCUGUGCCUGGCGGGGAAGUACCACAUCGUGGAGCACUCGAAUCUGUGUCCUUAAUCAGGAAUGGAUGUGGAUUGAUUGUGAGUGAAUUUCCCCAUUUUGAAACCACAACGCUGUUCAUUGUAUUUGAAUUCGGUAAAGAGCACAUCCAUAUGCGUAACGUGAGUUUAAAAAAAUAAACAACCCAAUGUAUUCUUCUAUACCGCUGUAAUAAUUUGUUCGCACAGCUGUCUGUUUGACAUGCUUCACACUGCAUUAUACUGAUAGUUUUGAUUAUUCUAUGCUAAUGACAAGUGUAUCGUAUGUCAUGUUCUUAUUUUAGCUAUGGACUUUAAUAACUGUUAUAUAAACGAAGCAUUUGUAGAUUGUAAUUCCGCAUACGAUUAGUUUGUAAUUGUGAAAAUAUUGCAAUUCAUGAAACAAUAAAACCAAUGACAAAAUUCAA